GAUACCAGCCCUGAUGUGAGACCUCCAUAUACUCAAUACUAAAAGCACUAAAAAUAACAGCUUUCGUGUUGCGCCUUAGCGGAAGCGCUGUGGUAAAACUAGCAGCCAGGAAAUGGAAUUCCAAGCAAGAGACACGAUUUGUACAGCGCCGCCUCCUUUAGUUUAUAGCACACGUGAUCAGACUACGACAUUCUUCAAGGCCCUAGUUGGCGUCACCUCUGAAUGACGUAAACAGGAGGUGAGCCUUGUCGUUCCUCCUCCUCCUUCCCAGGUGAGCAAGUGAUGUCACUGCCGGGCAGGUGAGCUGUCGCCUGUGGUUGGCGAAGGACAGCAAGCAGCUUCCACCCACGGAAGAAGAGCGAACUUCACUGUGGGCGUCAGUAGCCGCUCUACCAUGGCCGCCGCUUCCCUCCAGCCCUUGAAAUGUCUAUUGCUGUGGAUCUUUCUCGUUGUCUCGCCGCCGGUGAAGGCGGUACCGGAGCAGGGAGUCUGGUCAGUGCCCCUUGGCAAUAUGGCAGGUUCUCUGUUCUUCAGGAAAACUCUCUAUAAUUCCACAAACAUUAAAUUAAAGUUUACUGCACCUAAUUGUCCAAAUCCAGUGAAACUUACUCUAAAAUGGUAUCUGAGAUUUCACCGGUGCUACAAUCAGUUUACCAACCUUGAAGAAGUCGUAAUAAGACACCACACAAAUUUGGAUACAACUGACAAUUUUUGUAAAAACGUUUCUAAGCCGGAUUUCUGUGACAAAAGUGAAGAUAAGAACAUUGAGUGCAACAAAGACACGCACGUAUUUCCUAUGUUAAAGGUCUUUGAUAUUGUGACUAGUACACAUCAAGAUGGCCCUUACCUCUUUGUGCUGCAAGUAAAAGCAGGUGAAAAAGAAGAAUGGAAUGUUACAGUUACUGUAUCAAUGAAGGGCCCUCAUGGGUUCAUCUCUGCCUCUGAUUGGCCACUGAUGAUUUUUUACAUGGUGAUGUGCAUAAUGUAUAUACUACUUGGACUACUUUGGUUCAUCUGGUGUGCUUGUUACUGGAAAGACCUGUUGCGGAUCCAGUUCUGGAUUGCUGCUGUUAUUUUCUUAGGCAUGUUGGAAAAGGCUGUUUACUAUGCUGAAUAUCAGAACACAAACAACUCUGGAGUUUCUUCACAUGGUCUGCUGAUAUUUGCUGAGUUGAUUUCUGCUAUUAAAAGAACAUUGGCAAGGUUGCUGGUGACAAUUGUCAGUCUGGGAUACGGCAUAGUUAAACCACGUUUAGGAGCUGUUAUGCACCGUGUAGUUGGAAUAGGGGUUCUGUAUCUUGUAUUUGCCGCAGUGGAAGCAAUAAUGAGGGUUAUUGGGGAUAAAGAAUCUGACCUGGUCUUGUUGGCCAGUAUUCCUUUGGCUCUACUGGACUCUGGCUUGUGUUGGUGGAUAUUUGUAAGUCUGGCUCAAACAAUGAAGAUCCUGAAGUUAAGGAAACAAACAGUCAAAUAUUCUCUGUAUAGGCACUUUACAAACACCUUAAUUUUUGCUAUAUUAGCAUCAAUAAUAUUUAUGAUGUGGACAACAAAGAAGUUCCGAUUAGCAGAUUGUCAAGCUGACUGGAUGGAACUCUGGGUGGAUGAUGCAUUUUGGAGGUUUCUUUUCCUUACUAUCUUACUAGUCAUCAUGUUUCUUUGGAGACCUUCUGCAAACAACCAGAGGUAUGCAUUCACCCCUUUAAUGGAUGAUUCAGAUGAUGAAGUUGAAUUCCUGGUAACAGAUCACUUAGCUGAAGGGAUGAAAUUAAGAGGAACAAAACCAGAAUGUAACGGUGCACCUAAGCCUCCUGUUAAUGGUGAUGAAGAUUUAAAGUGGGUGGAAGAGAAUAUUCCAUCUUCAUUUGCUGAUGCAGCACUUCCAGUGUUAAUGGACUCUGAUGAGGAGAUCAUGAUGACCAAAUAUGAAAUGUCGAAGAUUGAAUGAAUUAGGUGGCUGACGGAACAGUAAAAUUCUCCGAACUUCAGUAUACACUACUCCAUCUUUUUGGUGAGGGGAACAAUGAUGAUAAUUGAGUGAUAUGGAAAGAGCACUUCCAAACCUUGCACAUGUAUACUUCAAACUAAAAACUUUUAAGCCCUGUUCUCAUUCAUAUCAUUUUUGUGUGCUUGUAGUAAGAUGAUAAAGUGACUUGUAUCGCAACCCCACCCCUUCCCUUCUGUACAGUUGUGUUGAAUGUGGCCUAAAAAUGAAGAUUUGGGGUUUCCACUUAUAUGUAUAAGGCAUGUCUUUUAAAAUGGAUAUUUGGAUGAACAUUCUGUUCUGCGUUUCAUGCAUUGCAUUGUCAGAUCUUCUUAGAUCUUGUUUGUGGCUGUGGAGCCAUGAUAUAUACACACAAAAUCCUAUGAAAGUCCCAGGUCCGGGUCUGAGGUAUGCAUUUCUAAAAGGCAAUGCAAACGUUGGCAAUUGCCGUUUGUAUGUGUAUACGUUGUGAUGAUGAACAUGCUCUUUUUAAUAUGCUGUUCACUUCCGUUCCUUUUUAACCAUUUUUUUUCAUGUGUGUAAUAUUCUUAAUGCACAUUUUUUUUUUGUACUCUUGUUUUUGUGUUAUUUAUGGAGAAACAUUUUGUACAUAAGUGAAGGUUUGAGAAAGGCAUACUUGGGGCAUGUGUGAUCUCAAUACAAAAGGUUUACUCCCCUCUUAAUUUUGCUUACGAGCUUUAAUUAUUAAAUGCAAUAAUAGUAAUUGAGUUUGUUGCUCUUGAGUUUAGUAAGCUGUAUGCAGCUGAAUGGGCUUGAAAAACAUUUUAUUUUGCAUCCGUUAAAGUAAAUGUGAAUAAUAAAAAGCCAAAAAUCCCUAAAGCGUAAUGCACACAGAUAAACAGGUCUAUAAAGAUAAGACAAUGAUUUGGGAAGUUGAAUGGGUAUUUGGAGGCCCAACAACUGUGUAAAUUGCCUUGGCCUAAAAGGGAACUGCUGGUGAACCUGAUUUUUCAGUAAGGGGAAUGCUACAAAAUAUUUGUAAUUUACCUUGAUUAAAAUUAUAACCUAUGAAUUAUAGUUUAUAGUUCAAAGUAAUGGGAGGAAAUAAACCCUUAAACUGUCCUUUCAUGCUAACAUCUUCUCAUUUGGGCCGCAGACCAGCGAAUUGGAUCCUAUGCAAGACCCAUUGGCUGGACAGGUUCAUAAUUUACAACUAAACGUGGGUUUUUAGAUUACCCAGAUAAUUUAAAAAGUCAUUUUGACAAUAGUUUCCUAGUGUGUAUAUCUCAGACUCCAUUUACAUUGUUGUAGUUCUCUGUCAAGCAAAAGUCUUGCUGGGAAUAUUCCUGAAGCUGCCCAUACAUGCCCACAUAGGGUUGGACGGUGGUUUGGGCAAUUUUAAAUAUCGUUUCCAACCAUCUGGGCAUGUGUAGCAAGACAAAUAAGAUAAUCCUACGAUCCCAGUGGAUCAGAAAUUGCCUUUCCUGGUGGCAAAUGUCACCAGGAAAAAUGGAGAUGACACAGAGCCGCAUAUACUCAUCACUUCUUGCUCUUCAGAUGCUCGGCCCAAACAAAUGGAAUGAUAGAAAAAUAGCCUUAGCCAUGUAUUGCCAAUCAUUAGAUAUCCAUGCAUUCAGCCUUUGGGUUGAAGUAUCCUAUGGGUUGGCCCAAGUAUGGCCACCUUGAGUUAUAGUUUGGAUCAGCUGCUAAUUAAAAAAGUCUUUUCCAGCAAAGCUGUAAAGUAAAGGCAGUUUAAAGUAUUGAGUUAAUGGAGCAGUAACAUCAAAAAAUGAAAGUAUAUUAAAGUCAUGAAGAUUGAAUGUAGUAUUGCUCUGCACUUUUAUAAUUGGUGUGUUUGCAUCAGAAUCACUACUAGAGGUUUUAUAAACCAGCUACUGUGUAGCCAUCGGGGCAGCCAUUGAAGCUGGAAAAAAGCAGAAAAGGCACAUGAUGAUACAAAGCAGAUAACCGAUAAGCUCUGUAGUAUACAGUUGGAGUCUUCAGGACUUAUCUGUUAUCUCUUGUGUAUCCUGUGCUUGAAUGGCUGCCCCAUUGCUACACAGCAGCUUCUUUAUAUAAAUUAUAGUAGAGUUUCUAAAGCCAACACACCAGAUGCUGCUUAUUUGUUAAGUAUUGCUGGUACGUCUUCCGUAUCCAUUUUGACAGAAAGCAAUGAAUUCUGGGCUGGGUAUAAACAUUGUACAUUUUGCCCCCCAGCUCUAAUUUCUGGGAAUAAUCCUAAUACAAGUAUGGGAUCCAUUAAUCGAAUACCUGUUAUCCAGAAAGCUCUGAAUUCAUCAGAUAAUUCACAUUUUUAGAAAUGAAUUCCUUUUUCUCUGUAAUAAAAAAACGGUAACUUGUACUUGAUCCCAACUAAGAUAUAAUUAAUCCUUAUUGGAAGCAAAACCAGCCUAUUGGGUUUAUUUAACAUUUACAUGAUUUUCUAGUAGACUUUUAAGGUAUGCAGAUCCAAAUUACAGAAAGACCCAUUAUCCAGAAUGCUCAGGACCUGGGGUUUUCCAAAUAAUGGGUUCCAUACUGGUAUUGUCAUUGACUCUUUUUGUAAGUGGGGGAAAAAUUAUGUAUAGAUCAAUGAUUUAUAGAUAACCAAUCAUUUUAUUUCCAUGAUAUUACCUGCACUAUACUGUAAGUAUUAGAGAGAUUAAAGGAGUAUAAGUGAUCCAGACUGGGAAUGUUCCUGACCCAUAUUGUAGAUAAACAGUAACUGCUGAUAUCGGAGCUUGAGCUAAAAGCUCACAGAUCAUUGUUUUGUUUGUUGCUUUCAUAUUUAAAAAAAAAAAAGACAGAGAAUGGUAAUCUGAAGGAAUUUCUUUACUUGAACAAUAAGUCUGUAUUACUGUGCCUUAUACUUGUAUUCUACUUUCAAUAAAAAUUCUUUCUAAGUA
Xenopus laevis (African clawed frog) is the source of this 4848-nucleotide messenger RNA. RefSeq names its product transmembrane protein 87B L homeolog (gene tmem87b.L). Gene Ontology annotation, cellular component: membrane; Golgi membrane; Golgi apparatus. The record is from RefSeq and is a predicted model, not a curated record. Bases 395 to 1945 code for a protein of 516 amino acids. The transcript has 18 exons. Lineage: Eukaryota; Metazoa; Chordata; Amphibia; Anura; Pipidae. Gene Ontology annotation, biological process: retrograde transport, endosome to Golgi.